Ornithodoros turicata is the source of this 5546-nucleotide messenger RNA. RefSeq lists its product as uncharacterized. The transcript has 9 exons. The coding region runs from base 349 to 1416 and encodes 355 amino acids. Gene Ontology annotation, molecular function: hydrolase activity. Lineage: Eukaryota; Metazoa; Arthropoda; Arachnida; Ixodida; Argasidae. Gene Ontology annotation, cellular component: endoplasmic reticulum. Gene Ontology annotation, biological process: GPI anchor biosynthetic process. The record is from RefSeq and is a predicted model, not a curated record.
GCGGCCUCCAUUGUUUUUGAUUUUGGUGGCUGGAAGCUGAAGGACUGAAGUACAAGGUACAAGCUCAAUAUAAGAAGGCUUGUGUACUUUCCCACGCACAUCUGUGCCUGUACUGUACACUGCGUCUCUGACUGUGAGCAACGCAGAGAAAGACAUGCGAAAAGCUGCCGCUGCUGCUCCUAGUUGCGAGGUGAUGACGUUAUGAGACACUUCGGAGGUCGAAACACAGUCAUUCAGGGAAUGUCCUUGCCAUUUAUUGGCAACUAAUGAUUUUAUAAGCAGUCUGCGCGAAUGUAAAGAAGACUUGACUAUGGCAGCUGCCUAACAUGCAUCAAUGUGAGACGGGCCAUGGACUAUGUGUCACGCAGAGACUUCUACCAAAGGAGGUGUUUAGGUGCUGCUUUCUUUCUACUGCUUGCAUACGCUGUGAUAGUGGAGUGGGCAGUGUACUUCCUCAGUCCUUGGUGGAGUUGGCCAACACUACCGCUGCAAAAUGAAAUAAACACUCGUGUGCUCAUUGUCGGUGAUCCACAGUUGCUUGGAUUGGUGAAUACUGCGCCAGGAUUCUUCGGUGCUGUUGAGCUAUGGGAUGCUGACAGGUACAUCAGGAAAACAUUCAGGAGGGUACAUCGUUUCUUCAAACCCCACGUUGUCCUCUUUCUUGGAGACGUAUUCGACGAAGCCGAGUUUGCGACAGAUGCACACUUUGACAUAUACUUUAAGAGGUUCCUCAGCGUGUUCUCGGACCUCAACAUGGCACAGGCGAUCAUCAUCCCGGGUGAUAACGACAUUGGCGGAGAGGUCACUCCUCCCAAGAAGCGCAUGAUCCGGAGGUUCAACAGAUACUUUCGUAGCGAUCCAGUCGUCUCUCACGACAAGAUUGAUUUUGUCAAGGUGUGCUACGUGACAAGGUCUUACGCUUACCGUGCGUUCUUGAGAGACAAGGCUGACCACGUUAGAGUGGUUGUGUCGCAUCUGCCAUUGACUCCCACGUACGGUAGCUACGUGAAAGAUAUAGUACGAGAGAUAGAGCCCGAUCUUAUAUUUUCCGGACACGACCACUUGUCCGAGUACAUAGCGACUGGAAGAGCGAAUAAAAUGGUGGAGAAAAUGGCACUUCGUUUCACCAUGGAUCUGGUUGCGGCCCGGCUCAACCUCUCAGAUGGGCACGUCCACGAGAUUCAGGUCCCAACCUGUUCCUACCGCAUGGGCACGUACAAUGUUGGCUACGGAGCUGCCAUAAUUGAUCCGGACCGUAUCGUGACUUACGGAGUGCUCUGGUCGCCGCAGCGUCUUGCCCACCUUUUUGGCUACCUUGUAGUGUUGACUAUCAGCCUGCUGCUUGUGCUUGUGGCAGUCACUUCACCACAGAGUGUGCUCUACUUGAAGAUCAUGUUCUGCAGAAAACAUACUUGAGUGCAAGCUUACCCCCUAGUCAGAGAGGUGAUAUUUUUAUUAUUUGCCGAGUCAUCUUGCAGGGUGAUUACGUGGCUCCCUUCCCUGCACAGCUCAAUGGUGAUCACAUGUUCAGUCAAAUGAGAAGUGCACAAAUGACACAGUUUGAUUAGACAUCAGCAUUUAGGGCCAGGAUCUCUGUUUAUUGUUCCGGUCACUGAGUAAGUCGUUAUGCAUUACAAGGGUCCAGCCAAGACGUUUUGUACACGCGUUACACGUUUGUCCAUAAUUAACUGUCGUACUCUUUUUAAUGGCAGGAUCAGAAAAGGUUUGGAUAGCCAGAUCACCGUAAGACAUGCACGACUAGCAUGGGAGCUGGGAGGCCGUAUUUUGAUUGAGAGGGAUGAGGGUGAUACCCGGCGACCCUUCAGAAACGCCUCUCCCCGCCUCCCACACCUCCGGGCUUUUUGCAGUGCCAGGAGCUUUUCGAUUCCACUGCUUGUAUUACACAAAACCGAUACUGAAAGUUAAUCUGAGUUAAUAUAGAGUGCAUCUAGAAUCACAAAAAGCAAAAAAAAAAACAUCAUCAUCAUCAAGCAGGAAUUUCUUCUUUUAUUCACUAAAGUGAACUUUUUUGUCAGCCAUCGCAGCCCACUACCACAAUCUACCUUUCUUUCUUUUUUUUACGCAGAAUGGUGGGCAGAGUGUGACCUAAUGACAGCAUUCCCUUUUUUACUAACAUGGAGGAAAACUGAGAGGCAAGGACGAAAAUGAUAAACACGCGCACAGAUCCUGGAUUCUUCAUGUUCCUGAUCUGUUUCACGAUCGAGCGUCUAACAUGUUGCCACCCACAGCUCGGAAAACAGUGGCUUAAAGGGGUUGAGGAACCAAACGCAUCUCACGACUUUGAACGGCAUCGUUUCAUAUGUCGUAGUUCGUGGAGCCGGCAUGCAAAGUUCCACAUUCCAUACUCGAACCUCCGUUUUUUUUUUUAUAUGCUAUUGGGAUUUUAAAACAGCAUUUUAAAAAUUUUUUUUAAGCCGCUGUCGACGGUGGCGCUGAUCAGAACCGAGAGACAUUGACAAGCUAACAGGUAAUGACAUUUUAAAUGUGCGUGCUUGCUUGAAGUUCCCAGACAUCGCUGUACCAAAGCCGGCCCGGCGGCCGUCUCCCGCGUUACAACAGCUUACGUCGUCAUGGAAACGGAAGAGAAUGCGCUCCCUUUCUGUAACAUGAAACGUUAUUCCAAAUACGGUAAGGAAGGUUAAGAGCUGAGAGCGAUGGAAGAGCUUGCUCAACGCGCGACCUUCGCCACACGGGAUCGCAGAGACACAGCGUUUUGAUGUGCAUGUUCAGUACACAUAGAUCAAUAUUUACGAGGUGAUUUGUUCAAAAGUUUGGAAAUGGUUUCGGAACCCCUUUAAUCGAUACGUGGGACCUCAAAAGAGAGUUUUCAAUGCCAGGCAAAGCGAACAGCUUUUUUUAUGCGACUCUUCGUUAGCAGACAGAUACAUCCAGAGGUGCAUAGAUUGAGAAGUUACUCGUCAAAAAGAACUCGUUACAAGUUAAGUUACCGCGUGCAAAAUGUAACUAAGUUAAUAACGAAGUUCUUCAGCCUGAAAUGUAACUCGCGGUUACUGGGUUACUUUAAAAAAAAGAAUGAGUUACUUCCAAGUUACUUCAGACACAAACCAACAACCAAGCAUUACGCAGGUGCAGCGCGCGUGAGCAGUUGAGUUAGACAUUGAGUUGCCUGCGGAGGAGUGCAACACGCUUAGAUCGUUUUCGUUUAUGCCCAACAAUAGACCGCUCCCUGUUUGUAAACAAAUGACGUCAUAGUGUUCGACAGUGCCACAAAUUUGGUAGAAUUGAACUACGCUCGAAGCUAGAGGUGAACAAGGUCGAGCCCAAAAGCCACGGUCUUGAGGGGAUUACGAAUGCCCCUGAAAGGGACGCGACCCUCGGUCCUGCUUUUCUUUCAAUAGGAGGCAGCGAACAAGUGCCCGUUCGUGGAACCCAGCCCUCUCCUUCCGAUUUGUUUCGGUUUCAGUCUGUCUACCAACGUCAUGAUGACGAUUCUCUGGUAGAGGUCUAUUCGAACGCUUUGCAUCUUACUCCCUGUGGGCACACAAUGAUUCAACUUAAUUUCAAUGGCGGCGGUUCUUACUUCCUGAAUAAAAUACUGUCAUUGAUUGAAUAUCACGUUUUAUGGCAAAAAAUGCCACGAAGGAACCGGAGAGAAAAAAAUAAAACAUGUGGACAUGAGUGAAAGGCGUGUUAAAAGUAACUUGGCACUUAACUUCAAUUACUUUGGCAAAGUUACUUGAAAAACUAACGAGUUCCUCUGAAAGUCACCACGACGCUAAAGUACCGAGUUAAGUUACAAGUUACCAAAAAAAGAAACUUAGUUACAGUAACGAGUUCCUUCGAACUCUGCAGAGGUGUGCAAUGUGUUCAAGCGCUGGUGUCUUAGGGGAAUGCCUCACCAUCACGUGGAAGCCACUAUCCACCGUAGGAACAUUUUACGUACAAGCAAAAAGUAUGAACUAUACAAAACUGCCUCUUGAAUUAAGCAACUUUUCCAAAGCAUUGAAAAAUGUAGUGGGCUAAACAAAAAUUUGAAACCUGCUUCUGUCACCAAACGUAUAGAAUGUCCGAGGUUACAUUAACGCGAGUCUACUUCGUGUAUCUUCGGCGCAAUACUUUAGACCACUUGUUGGUAACCUUUCUCAGUGUUUGAGAUAUGUUUGAGAUAUGCAUGCUGACAGACACAAAUGGAUGAGACAAUCUUAUUACCUGUUCCCAUUUUGCUCAUCAGCAAUUGGGAUAGACAUAUUUACGCGACUUAUUGCUUUUGUAUUCUCGUUGCUCACAAUUAGUCCGUUCUGACGUUCUUGUCAUAUUGCAUUUCACAAAAUUGCCUUCAUGCACAUUUGUAAUACACUUACUACGACAAGACCAUAAGUAGGGCCUGACUUUUUCGGGUUUUAUUUUUGGCCAAAUUCGGGGGGUAAAUAUCGGGUGAUAUUUUUCAUUUGAAAAUUCGGGUGUAUUCGGGUUAAAUCCCGUUACGGCAUAUUCUGUCGUCAGGAAUUCGGGUGUAUUCGGGUGAUUUUUUUUUGUUUAAUAAAAAUUUGUCUUAACAUGGAACUAAUGUUUAGCAAUGUUAUCAAACUUUAUUUUAAUGCACGCUUAUGAGUGUGCCACGCAACCCGGAUGUUUUCGGGUAGAUUCGGGUUAAACCCGAAUUUUACAGAUUUCGUUCGGGGGGUAAAUAUCGGGCGGAUACGGGUUUAACCCUAAAAAGUCAGGCCCUAACCAUAAGGUUAGUGACAGUUUUCUCAGUUUAUGAACACAUUUUCGAAUUAUACUUACGCUAACAAUUUUUUACUUAGAUAACAUUGACUGUUAGCGAACUUUACACCAACAAAAAAAAAAAAGAUGAAUUUUGAGAAUCUCAUCUUACAGUGUUUCGCUGAAUCUCGUCUUACGGUGUUUCGCUCUUAGAUCGGAACUAGUCCUACUCGAGUGCUUUCAUCACAAGUAUUUCAGGCACGGUGUUCCACCACCAUUUCCUGCUUGUUAUUUGUGAGGAGAAUCUCAUAUUCUUGCAGAUAACCCUGCAUUUUGGACGUACAGUGAUGCAAGUAAACUGAAUGUGGCCAAGUUGUUUGCUCGUAGGAGUGCCUAAUAUCAGAUAUGUAAGACAGAAGGACAUGCACGCAUCAAGUGCUUCAUGUGUAAUGUCCAUGUUAUGCCCUGCAUUUACAACGGUUGUCAUGUUACGGAAAAGGCGAUUGUCGCUGGCCUCCUUGUACGAUGUAUGCGAGGCAUUUAUUGACAAACUGCAGAGUAGUUUUACAAUCUCAACCGAGCACACAGGUCCACCACGAAUAUUUCGGUCUUUGCGUGCCACGGGAAUAAUAGUCUACUCUCGCAUCUUACCUUUAUACAUGUUAACCUUUUGUACUGCAUUUGGGAAAGGGGGUGAAAUCCUCCCCCCCGUGAACCCAUCCCCAUAGAACCCAACACAAAAUGUUUCUCUGGCUAUGCUGCUGGGUUCUAAGAUGUCAAGUCCCAGCGGCUUGAGUCUCUCUUCACUGUUUUGUUGCAAAGCCUUCUUUUGAAAUAAAUUAGCGUUGUAUCUUGGA